Symbiodinium natans is the source of this 166-nucleotide messenger RNA. The record is from the annotation of a GenBank genome assembly. NCBI's taxonomy places the organism in Eukaryota, Dinophyceae, Suessiales, Symbiodiniaceae.
GAAGUGGCUCUGGGUGACACCCUCCUGGAACCACUACGAGAACUUCAGCGUCCUUAUGGCGCAGGUGUCUUGGGUGCUCUUCACGGUGGCGAUGGUGAUUGCUUGGACCUGCCGUCGGAGGAUGUACAGGCUCUUCUACCUCGGCCACCAUCUUGCUCUGCUUUUC